Neoarius graeffei (lesser salmon catfish) is the source of this 3811-nucleotide messenger RNA. RefSeq names its product ras association domain-containing protein 1-like. The record is from RefSeq and is a predicted model, not a curated record. NCBI's taxonomy places the organism in Eukaryota, Metazoa, Chordata, Actinopteri, Siluriformes, Ariidae. The transcript is spliced from 7 exons. Bases 707 to 1804 code for a protein of 365 amino acids. Gene Ontology annotation, biological process: Ras protein signal transduction. Gene Ontology annotation, cellular component: microtubule cytoskeleton; nucleus.
CACUCGUGGUAAACAGAGAAGAGAAAGGGGGUUCGGGCUAAAGCGAUUCGAAAAGGAGCAGCUCUCCGGAAGUGGCUCAAGAAUUCAUUCCGCUAUUGUGUUACAGUUUGCGCGACAGCGAUCAAGGGACUUUUUUUUUUUUUUUUGCAGAUGUGGCAGCGGUUCACAUCGGCCUGGAUCAAACAAAAUGCAGCCACGAGACACAGCAGGCUCUGAGAUGGAAACUCGUCAAGAAGUCAGGGCGUGUUCACCCACAACUUUCUUGCAGCAGUUAAAGUGAUGACAGUGAACUUCUCUGUUAUCACUCCACAGUUAUUUACCUCAGGAUACCGAGACGGGUGUUGUGAUGUCCAUGUCGAGCCUCUGCUCUCUAUUAGGUGAUGUUUUUUUUUUGUUUGUUUUUUGGAGAUUGGAUUAUCUCGGAGAGAACAUUUCUCGUGAACGGAUCUUUUGACUUUCAAUGCAGUCAUCAUUCUGGUCCUGUCGAAGUGCAAAGUCAGUGUUGAACCCAAACCUUCAGAACCUCAUAGACCUUCAACUGUGAAACAAUGAAAGGUUUUGGACAUUUCAUUCAGAUAUUUGUCUUAAAUUGGACUGGAUAUCAACUGCAAUCAGUUGACUCCAAAUCAAACAGCAUGCUCUGACUUAAAGAUUCAGAAGACAGUUUAUUUCAACACAGGUGGAUUAUAAAGCUGUGAAGAGCAUCAUGUCAUUUGGGGAAUUGAUUGAGCUUGAGGAGCUUGAGGAACGUAUUGAGCUUGCUGAUUCUUUACCAUCCCGGACUCCUCGCUUAGAGAGAGUCAAUGCCUUGAGAAUAAGCCCAGGAAAAUUCCCAGAGCUCUGGAACCGUGUGCGGAUUAUCAGGCUCCUGGGAGACACAACGAAGGACCCACAACUGGUUGAGGAGACAGGAGAAGGCCACGACUUCCAGCCCUGUAGCCAUGCUCAACCCACCUGGUGUGAUCUGUGUGGAGACUUCAUCUGGGGGGUGUACAAACAAAGCCUGCGCUGUGCCAACUGUAGGUUCACCUGCCAUUACCGCUGUAGAGCUCUCAUUAAACUGAACUGUAAUCAGGGUGACGCCUCCACUACCGAUCAGUCCAGUGAUGUCCAGGACAGCAUCGAAACUGACACCAACGUGGAUGAGGUAACGGAAAGCAAGAAACCAGAGCUGUCACAUUCAGAGAUUCAGCAGAAGAUAAAGGAGUAUAAUGCUCAGAUAAACAGUAACCUCUUCAUGUCUUUGAACAAAGAUGGCACCUACAAUGGUUUCAUCAAAGUUCAUCUGAAGCUGGUACGGCCUGUGUCUGUUCCACCUCCACGAAAGGGUGCUUCAUCUCAGGAGCCAGCCAACGGGAAGAGAGGGGGAGCAGUAAAAAGACGCACGUCCUUCUACCUCCCAAAGGACACGGCCAAACAUCUACACAUCAGUUCUCGAACUCGUGCACAGGAAGUGAUUCAGGCCCUGCUUAAGAAAUUCACGGUUAUCGACAAUCCUGCAAAGUUUGCACUGUUUGAGCGCACUGAGCGCCAUGAUCAAGUGUAUCUAAGGAAGCUGCCUGAUGACGAAUGUCCACUGUUCCUGCGUUUGUGUGCUGGUCCAAAUGAGAAGGUGCUGAGUCUUAUACUAAAGGAGAAUGAGACUGGAGAGGUCAAUUGGGAUGCAUUUUCUCUGCCGGAGCUGCAGAAUUUCCUGCGCAUUCUGAAGCGAGAGGAAGAGGAGCAUGUAAAGCAGAUCAUGCAGCGCUAUGCAGUCGCCCAUGAUCGCAUCCAGCAAGCUCUGGUCAGCACCAACCCUGGCUGAUCACAUACCAGAUCCUGUCUUACUGAUGAGUGGUCACUAGGGGGCAUCAGUCUCCGCCAUGUCCAACGAUCCAUAUGGACUAGCAUCAGUGCGAUUAGUGUGUGAGAGUGCGAACGAGUGUGGAAAUGCAAGUGCGCAACCAGAUGUGCGUCUGUGGAGAGAAUGAGUCGUGACUGAGAGCGAGCGAAAGCAUACUGUGGAAUGGACGAGUGAAAAUAGAACACCUUGUCAUGAAUGGUGUGUGAUUUUUUGUUCGAGUGAGUGAAGAGUCCUCAAAAUAGAACAGUGUGUUUCUAUGGAGACUGCACAGGACUCUCUUGACUUCACUGUUGAAGUUGUAAAUGUACUUUUCCUUUCUUCUGUCAGCUAUGAGACUGGAGGGUUUUUUUUGGGGGGGGGGGUCUCCCCCCCUCUUAUCCAGGUCAUUUAAAGUCUUUUGCAAGUCCAUGUGACCUGGACUUGCUGUGCAGUGUUGAAGAUGUCUGGUAUCUCAUCCAUCUGACUUCUUUAGAAUUACUGAGUGGUAGAGAAUCCCAGGGAAUUCCCAAUUAUUCAGUAAAACUGAUGAAGCCCAUUGGAUGAGGCAUGAAAUAUCUUUAGCAUUAAAGCAACAAGACCAGUUGCCUUAACUUACUACUUCUAGACUGUUUUUGCUUGGAUUACUUGUCUUCAUUUCCAGACUUCUCUUGUAACACUGUUCAAACUGAAAAAAAAUAAGAUUUUUUUUAAUCGUCUCUAUUCUUGUUGCAUACCUGAUUAUAAAGCUGUUCUGUCAUUUUUGUGUCCUUUAUAUGUUGUCAGUCCCCUUUUUUUAAAAAAGUAAAAGCAAAGUAAUUCUUAUAUGCAGUCACUUCAUAGUUCAUGGAAACUCCCCAAACCCCCCACACAAUAAGUUAUUUCCUUUUUAUUAGUUAGAUUAGAUAGAACUUUAUUGAUCCCUUUGGGAGGGUUCCCUCAGGGAAAUUAAAAUUCCAGUAGCAUCGUUACAGGAUAAACAGAGAAUCGAAAAUGGAGAACUUCUAGAUAAAUUAAGUAUUUACAUAUGAGUGAUUCCACGCUUAUGGGUACUGAAAUGGGGACAUGAACUUAUUUUUAAAAAUUCACCUAAAACCAUUUCUUUUUUUUUUACCAUCAGGUCACAAAACAUGUAAUCUUUAAUGAAUGAUAUGUUAAAAGAUAACUUUAAUUUUCUGAGAUGUAAUAAAAACAUAUUUAUAUGCCAAAGUCAGAACGUAACAGAAGUGUUGUGGACAUAUAGAUUCUCAAUUUUAACAAUGUAGAAUUACUUUUUGAAACAUAGGAAGGUGAUGUUUUAGCAAAUAUAAUUAAUAAACAUGUGUAGUAGAAUAAACAUACACAUUCUUUCAAUAAAAUUAACAUGGUAUAUAGCUAGAUUGUAAUUAAUUUGUAACAGACGCGAGAUGGACAAUCGUAACAGAAGUAAUGUAACAGACAUCAUUUUGGAACUCAUAGGCUUGACUUUGGCAUAUAAAUAUGUUUUUAUUACAUCUCAGAAAAUUAAAGUUAUCUUUUAACAUAUCAUUCAUUAAAGAUGUUUUGUGACCUGAUGGUAAAAAAAGAAAUGGUUUUAGGUGAAUAAGUUCAUGUCCCCAUUUCAGUACCCAUAAGCGUGGCAUCACUCAUAUACAAAAAAAAAGUCCAGCAGGAGAGGUACUGCACUUUAUAUUGCACAUUGUCCAGUACUGCUUUUUGUCAGGCUAGGCUACUGCUCCUUCCUGUUACCUCUGUCCUCCUGUUACCCCCCCCCCCCCCCCCCCCCCGAGAGGAGUUGCACAGGCUGAUGGCGUGAGGGACAAAGGAGUUUUUAAGUCUGUUAGUCCUGCACUUGGGAAGGAGCAUUCUGUCACUGAACAGGCUCCUCUGGUUGCUGAUGUCAUGUCUGUUCUUGAACUGGAUGAAGUUAUUGUGGAAUAUUGAGUAAGCACACAAUGUGGGUGACCUUGUAAUCUGAAUGAAUUAAGUUUAUAAUAAAUUAAAUCAAAAUCA